GACCACUCAAAGUCCACACCGACGUCCUAUAAGACGAGUAUCCUCAUAUCAACCAAAAUAAAAUAUCAGCAAACUUUUUAUUCUCCCAGCCAAGUUAUAGUUUCUUGUAGCUAACAUGAGGUUGGAGAAGAAAGAGGAGCGCCGUGAAGAAGAUAACGGUGACGGGCACAAAGGCAUGCCGUCAAUGGAAGUUGUACGUACGGUGACGGAGGAAGAGGUGGAUGAGUUUUUCAAGAUAUUACGGAGAGUUCACGUGGCAUCUCGGACAGUUACGAGAGCCAACGGCGGUAUUGAACGAGAGUUAACGACGUCUAAGAAGAGGAAACGGAGUCAGAUGCUUGGAUUGAGAAGCUCAGUAGAUACUAACGGCGUUCGAGACGGAGAAUUAGAUGGAAUAGAUCGGGCCGGGUUACGAGACUCGGGUUUCGAUCUUAACUGUAAACCGGAACCCGACGCAGUUAGUGUAGAAGCCGGAAAACCGAAUCAAAUAAACAAUAUAAUAAAAGCGAGAUGUUAAGGAAUGAAACGAUUGAAUAGACGAAAUGAAACCCGAUAAGAAAACGUUGAUGGAGUCGAGA
Raphanus sativus (radish) is the source of this 578-nucleotide messenger RNA. RefSeq names its product protein NIM1-INTERACTING 2. Gene Ontology annotation, biological process: regulation of systemic acquired resistance. Lineage: Eukaryota; Viridiplantae; Streptophyta; Magnoliopsida; Brassicales; Brassicaceae. The record is from RefSeq and is a predicted model, not a curated record.